UUGAUGAAACUGCCAGUGGCCAGUGAUUCCUAUUCCUAUCCUAUUCACCGCAAUCUCCAGCAAUCUCCAGCAUCGCAACUCGUCGUUCUUUAUUCUAUGCGUUUGCGUCGGUUGGGUUAUAGAAAAAAUAUGGAAGCGGAACCCUUAGAACUUGAAGACGGAGAAGUAAUAGACGAUGAGACUAGUGAUAUUGAAACUUACAAUGUUUUAAAACGGCCUCAUGCAGUUGCAAAUAAAGAAGAAGAUGUAAAAAUAGGUUAUAGCGAUGAGUCUGAUGAUUCUGCAGAUUCUGAAAGUGAUUCUGAUUCAGAUUCUAGUCAUAUUAAAAAUAAGAAACCUAAAUUAAAACUGAAACAGUCUAGAAAUGAUGUACGAAAAAAUUGGAGAGAUAAAAAUGACAAAUACAAGAUUUGGUGCACUCAAGUACAAGAGGAAUCCCUGACAGAAAAUUUAGUAUUAUGUGGCGUGACCAAACAAAAUCUGGAACGUAGUGUUGAAAGUUACAGUAUUCCGCACCAUUAUACUUUCAAUGGUAGGAAUAUGGAACAUCGUAAUAACAAUAGUUCAGAAGAUGAAAAGGAUGGCGAGAGAAGAUUGACAAACAAAAGAACAAAUUUUGAUAGAAGCAAUGUUAAAUUAAGAUUAGGGAAAAAGCGUAAUUCAAUGGAUGUAGAUAAUCAAAAAGGAUCUGCACGAAAAAUAGGAGACUUGAGUACAACAGUUGAAUCGACCGAUGCUGAUGUAGCUGCAGACAUAGCAGCAAAACUUUGCGAGAAAAAGGAUGUCCUUAUAAGAAGGAUUGUUGAUAUAAUUGGUAAAGAGAAAGCUAUUAAUUUCUAUGAAAAAACAAAGGAAAUCGAAGAAACAGGAGGAAUGCUAAUUAUGAAUGGAUCCAGGAGGAGAACUGCAGGUGGUGUAUACUUGUGGUUAGUGAAAACAGAUGAACAUAUCCCACAAGAAAAAAUAAGGGCGAUUUUUUAUUAUGAUAAGAAAGAGCACUCUGAUCAAAAGAAGGUUGAUGCUGCUGCAAGGAGACAGAAAGCGCAAGAAUUAAUUAAGUGUUUAGAAAAUGGCUCCGAAAAGGAUCUACCUGCUUUGUUAACGAAAGCAGAAUUGUCUACAACAGAAAUAGCAGAAGAAGCAAGAUUAAGACGCGGAGAGGACAUGGAUAGAAUGCCAGUGGAUUCUGAAAGAACGAUGACUAAUCCACCACCUAGCCCAGUAACGGACGAUCCAGAUCAUUCGGAGCAGCCGCUUGUAGAAAGGCAUGUACAAGAAUAUGGAGAUGAUUUUCUCGACAUUGGGAUAGACAUAGACAGUAUGGAAGUACUUUAAAACAUUUUUAUCAUUUGUUUCUAUGUAUCCAGAUAAUUUGUACAGAAUGAGUUUUAAUCUUUGGAAAACACACAUUAUGUGAAUGUGAUUCACAUUUCGUAUGUUUGCCUACAAUAUAUACAAAAAAAAACAACAUGAACGUGAUCGAAGUGUCAGUCGAUUCGCAUCUAUUGCAACGACGUUCCAUAUUGUGAUAAAAAUAAUUUAUCAAGUGUACAUAUUAUAAUAUGAUAACAUAGUUUGUUACUUUCUCAAAGUUUAAAAAACAAAAAAUAUUUGUAUACUCUUUUCCUAUGUUUCAUUUAACAUGUUUGUAUUUAUUAUUAAGAUGCAUGUAAAAAAAAGAUGUAAGAGACGUAACAAGUAUGAGAUUUUGUAGAAAUUACAAUAACGUGAGAUACACAGAUAAUUAACGUUGCGUCGUUUCUAUGAAAUUUUCAUUGUUGAACAUUGUUUAUGUACAUAAAAGUCAUUAUGAAAAUAAAUAUUAGACUAUUUGUA
Molecule: messenger RNA, 1836 nt
Organism: Ceratina calcarata
Lineage: Eukaryota; Metazoa; Arthropoda; Insecta; Hymenoptera; Apidae
Gene: Phax
Product: phosphorylated adaptor for RNA export
Exons: 5
Coding region: 4-1335 (443 amino acids)
Biological process (GO): snRNA export from nucleus
Cellular component (GO): nucleus
Source: RefSeq, a predicted model, not a curated record